Euleptes europaea (tarantolino) is the source of this 1148-nucleotide messenger RNA. RefSeq names its product potassium channel tetramerization domain containing 15 (gene KCTD15). The transcript has 4 exons. Bases 165 to 935 code for a protein of 256 amino acids. Gene Ontology annotation, molecular function: protein binding. Lineage: Eukaryota; Metazoa; Chordata; Lepidosauria; Squamata; Sphaerodactylidae. The record is from RefSeq and is a predicted model, not a curated record. Gene Ontology annotation, biological process: protein homooligomerization.
CGGAGGUGGCAAUAAUUUGUUAGCUGAAUAUGUGAUCAGGCAGAUGCAAAAAUGAUCUUAUUAGAUCUGUGAUCACGCUAUGGAAUCAAGGUAAUGCACAGCUGCAUUUAAGAGAGAAAAACCUGUUCUUUUUUUUCCCCUUUCUCUAGGAGGAAGGAAGAGCUAUGUCCCGGCUGUCUUUAACACGGUCUCCAGUUUCUCCCCUGGCUGCCCAAGGAAUUCCUCUCCCAGCUCAGCUGACCAAAUCUAAUGCUCCUGUGCACAUUGAUGUAGGCGGACACAUGUAUACCAGCAGCUUGGCAACAUUGACAAAGUACCCAGAUUCCAGAAUAAGCCGUCUGUUUAAUGGCACGGAACCUAUUGUCUUGGACAGUUUAAAACAACACUAUUUCAUUGAUCGGGACGGUGAAAUUUUCAGAUACAUACUAAGCUUCUUAAGAACGUCGAAACUGCUGCUCCCAGAAGACUUUAAGGACUUUAAUCUUUUAUAUGAAGAAGCCAAGUACUACCAGCUGCAGCCGAUGAUCAAGGAGCUGGAACGGUGGAAACAAGAGAAGGAACAAAGGAAGCAUUUUCAGCCGUGUGACUGCUUGGUUGUAAGGGUGACGCCGGAUCUCGGGGAGAGGAUUGCGUUGAGUGGGGAGAAAGCUCUCAUCGAAGAGAUCUUCCCAGAGACAGGAGACGUGAUGUGCAAUUCCGUCAACGCUGGCUGGAACCAGGACCCCACCCACGUCAUUAGGUUUCCUUUGAAUGGAUACUGCCGGUUGAAUUCUGUGCAGGUUCUUGAGCGGUUAUUCCAGAAGGGGUUUAACGUGGCAGCAUCUUGUGGCGGCGGUGUGGAUUCCUCUCAGUUCAGCGAAUAUGUGCUAUGUCGCGAGGACAGGAGACCACAGCCCAACACCACAAUCAGGAUAAAGCAAGAACCCCUGGACUAAGGACCCGAUCCCUUCUCCUCCUUUGUAAAAGUAGACGUGUCAAAUAGUCCCUCGUGUGGAAAAACAAAAAAACACUCAAGGAUUUGCAAAACAGUAUUAUGCAGGUGACUUCGGUGUUGCCAAUUAGUGGUAUUUCGGAAACUACCUGUCACAUCGCCAGCCAUGAACUGCAUUUGAAAACGAAGACACAGACGCACACACAAGCAAAAAAUC